AUGAAAAAAGAUCGUUUGCUAACCUUGACGGCACUUAUUGUGGUGGGUAUAAUGUGCAGUAUGCCGUUUAUAAACUCUAGAGGCCGUAAAGUGCAGAAUGAAAAACCGCAUGGUAAAAGCUCAGGAUUUAUGACAAAUUAUGCAUCUGCUUAUCUGGGUGCCACUCUAACAGAUUUUAGUCAUGCAUGUAAAGGUGCAUCAUCCGUAUUAAAUGAUGAUUCAGAGAAAUAUAUGAUAUGUUCCUGUAAAGCACGACGAAAACUUUUCACUGUUCAAUUAAUUCGUGAGAUUGAGGUUCGCAUUGUAACAUUAGUUUACCUUGAACAUUUUAGUGCCAGUGUGAAGAAUUUCACGUUACUAGGAAGUAGAAAGUACCCUACAAAUGAGUGGCGUGUGCUUGGGAGAUUUGAAACGGGUCCGUGGCGAGGGGCGCAGCAGUUUGAAGUCUCCCCACAGCCACCUGUGCGAUUUGUUCGUCUUUUGUGGGCAACUUCAAACAGUGAUGACUCGUGGUGUACACUGACAUCAUUUAAAGUGUUUGGUGUAGAUGUGUUGGAGACACUAACAGAGGACUACGCCGUAGAUGAGACGGAUGCGUCUUAUCACUCCGCAGAGAUGAUGUUACCAGCACCUCCGGUAGUUGUAAUGCCGGUUCCAUCUACUCAUGUUAAUACAGAUUUAAACACUGAUACAUCAAAAGAACAGGAAGAGCAUAGAGGUAAAGGAGGAAAAACAAGAGGAAGAGCGAAUUUAACAAAUUUAAUUCAUCAAGUAGAUGAAGUUGUAGAAGGAAGAAAAUGGGGUAAUAGUGGAAGUAUUGGUGAUAACACUGUUAGUGGUUAUAGUAAUAGUGAUAAUGGUAAAAACAGGAAAAGUAACGGUAGUAACGUUUACAAGAGUAUUAAUUUGAGUACUUUAUUGUACUGUAAUUACGAUGAGUUUACAGAUACUAACUCUACAAAAUGUUUACCAGAAGAACGCCGUAUAUAUGAACUUCGUUCUAUGUGUAUGUGCCCUUCCAAAACAGUAGCCACUAGCAAGUCGAUACCUUCUUCCAAGUCGUACUAUGGAGGGGCGGCAUUGCAGAUUCUUGCACAGAUGAGCAAACAACUUAAAGCUUUACAGCAGGAACUAGAUGAAUCCCAAGUACAACAAAAGGAAUUAAGAGAAAAAUUAUCAUAUACAGAGGAAUCACUAGGACUUAUUGGUACUCAUCUUCGUGAUACAGUAAAGGUUACUUCUGAAUACCGUGAUAGGUUGAUUGAAUUAAUGAGGGAAAUGGAUAUGAUGAAGUCUCGCCUAGCAAUGCUUUCAGAAUUUCAAAGACCAAAUAAUGGAAGUGUAUCAUUGUGGUUGUGGCUACUCUUCUCUAAUAUAUUGGCGAUUGUGGCCUUUAUUGCUGUAUGUUUUGCUGCACACCAAAAUAAUUCAUCUGUUGCCCAGCAUUUAAGAAAUCUUUCACCUCGGGGAUAA
Messenger RNA from Trypanosoma theileri, 1473 nucleotides. RefSeq lists its product as uncharacterized. The transcript has a single exon. Gene Ontology annotation, cellular component: cytoplasm; membrane. Gene Ontology annotation, biological process: protein folding in endoplasmic reticulum. The coding region runs from base 1 to 1473 and encodes 490 amino acids. NCBI's taxonomy places the organism in Eukaryota, Euglenozoa, Kinetoplastea, Trypanosomatida, Trypanosomatidae. The record is from RefSeq and is a predicted model, not a curated record.